Messenger RNA from Suricata suricatta (meerkat), 2142 nucleotides. RefSeq names its product RNA pseudouridine synthase D3 (gene RPUSD3). Lineage: Eukaryota; Metazoa; Chordata; Mammalia; Carnivora; Herpestidae. Gene Ontology annotation, biological process: pseudouridine synthesis. The transcript has 9 exons. The coding region runs from base 1 to 1125 and encodes 374 amino acids. Gene Ontology annotation, molecular function: RNA binding; pseudouridine synthase activity. The record is from RefSeq and is a predicted model, not a curated record.
AUGCGCACUGCACCCGCUCGGGAGAUGGGUGGCUGCCGUGUUUUGGGUCAGGUCUGGGGUGCCUGGCGCCGGGGGCCGGGGGUCCGUGUAGUGGCCAAGGCCUCAGGCUUUGGCACCGAAGCCGGACAUCAGCUGCGACCUCGAGGCUCCAGCAAACGGUCGAGGCCUCUGGGGGACCAGCCAUUCCCGGGGCUGCUGCAGCUAGAGAACCUCGGUCGGAAGGAGCUGGUUGAUGUGCUGAGGGCUGCUGUAGUGGACCAGAAAGGACCUCUAGUGACAUUGAAUAAGCCACCAGGUCUACCAGUGACAGGAAAACCAGGGAGGUUGACAUUGGUCUCAGUGCUGCCAGAGCUGAGCCAGUCCCUGGGGCUUGGGGAUCAGGAGCUCCAGGUUGUCCAAGCAUCUGGGAAAGAGACCUCUGGGCUUGUGCUCCUUUCCAGUUGUCCCCAGACAGCAAGCCGCCUCCAAAAGUUCUUCAUCCACUCACGGAGAGCCCAGAGACCCACAGCCACCUACUGUGCUGUCACUGAUGGGAUCCCAGCUACUUCUGAGGGGAAGAUCCAAGCAGCUUUGAAACUGGAACACAUUGAUGGCAUUGAUCUUAGACGGUCUGGACUUCUUUGCCAGGGGUGUGUGAAGCUUGUUCCUUCUUGGGGGCUGACACCACAGGUAAUUCCAGUGAAGUCCCCAUCCCGAAAGGACUUCCAAGAAGGUGUCAAGAGGACUGUCAGCCACUUCCGUGUGGUGGCCACGGGCUCUGGCUGUGCCCUGGUCCAGCUGCAGCCGCUGACAGUGUUCCCCACUCAGCUCCAGGUACACAUGGUCCUGCAGCUCUGCCCCGUGCUUGGGGAUCACACAUACUCUGCCCGCGUGGGCACGGUCCUGGGCCAGCGCUUUCUACUGCCAGCGGAGAGCACCAAAUCCCGAAGACAGGUCCUGGAUGAAGCCCUCCUCAGACGCCUUUGCCUGACUCCCUCCAAGGCUGCCCAACUGCCCUUGCAUCUCCACCUGCAUUGUCUCCAUCUUCCAGGCAUGAGGCCCAGGGAAGCCCCCAUGAAGCUUCUGGCACCCUUGCCCCCUUAUUUCUCCAGGACCCUACAGUGUCUGGGGCUCCACCAACAAUAGUCCUCCUUCUGUUCCUUCUGUUCCUGCUGCAAAGCAGUGGGGAUGGAGGGCGGGGGGCAUGAACCUACAAUCAAGCUUGAGGAGAAUGAAGUCAGUACUCAGCAAGCAGUAAGGCCUUGCUUUAAGAUUCUGGGCUCUGCAUUAGGACAAACCUAAGAUCAAAGCCUCCCUAGGCACCUGCUGUACAGUGUUAGGCAAGUGACUGCAUCUCUCUGGAUGUGUAUUAAAAUCAUAGUGUGGUUUUGAGGAUUUGCUAAGAAAGUGAGUAUUUAUCAUGGAGCAUACUUUCUGCUGAGUUCACUAUGUGGUCUUAUUUGGUUCUUUCUGUCCCAAUUCUAGCUGGGAGGAAAUGUUCGAUUUUUUAAUUGUGGUAAAGUACACGUAGCAAAAUUUACCAUUUUAACCAUUUUAAGUGGUUCAGUGGCAUUAGGUACAGGUACACUGUUGUGUAAUCAUCCAUCAUCUUACAGAACCGAAGCUCUGCCCCCAUUAAACACGGACUCCCCAUCCCCCAGUAGCCCCCAUUCCCUGUUCUCCUUUGUCUAUGAAUCGGACUACUCUAGGGAUUUGAUAUUGAAAUGAAGAUCUCAGAUCUUUUACAGUAAAAAGCUAUGAAAUAUGUCAAACAUACAAAGAGUACAUAAAUGUCUCUGUGAUUUAAAGAAUUACAAAGUGAUGCCCAUUUAACCACCGCGUGGCAUGAAACAGAAACAUGCCUCUCCUUCCUUUUUAGGGUAGCAGUUCUCAACUCUGGUCCCACAGUAGAACCCCCUCUGCCUCCCUCUCAGGAAGCUUUAAAAAAAGAAAAAACCAUACCUUCCCUGUGAUUCUGCACCACAAAGAUGCCAGUUUAAGCAGUCUGGGCCAGAGACCCCGGCAUCAAUCUUUUAAGUUCCCCAAGGGGUUCCAUUGUUCCUUCUAAGUUGUCUUGUUAAGGUUUUCCACAUAUACAUGCAUCCCUAAACAAUCUACUUCGUUUUGCCUGAUUUUGGUGUUUCCAUAAAUCGAGUCAUGCUA